AUGAAGAUCACUCUCUUGGCCCUGUUCCUUGCGCUGCUCGUCUACGCCCAUGCCCAGACCUCUGUUCCCUACAUGACCAGAGCUGCCGCCCAGUCGCCCGGAGCCAGUUCCACGCCCCAGCCCAGCGUGUGCCCCAAGAUGCGCCAGCUCAGCGAUGAGCUCGACGCUGAGGUCUACUCGCAGGAGCCCCAGGGGAUCAGAGCACCUCUCGCCGCCGAGCAGGUCAACUGGACCCAAGUAUCGACCUACCUCGCGCCCAGCUUCCAGUACCAGGACUACAGCUAUUUCAACUCGGCCGGCAACUACUCGGACUAUCGUACCUACUGGGAGGCGCUCAACCCGGUCUACGAGCGUUGGCCGCUGAAGAACGCCACGGUCGAUUGGUACUCGUGCGAUCCAGUCAACCGGCGCCUCACCUCCCAGUGGAAGCAGUACUUCGGCUCAGCCGCCGACCCCACUGCCAACGCGACCAGCACCUCGCUCUACGUCACCGAAUACGACCCCGACUACAAGAUCACCCGCCAGGCCUACUGGACCUCGGGCGACAUCGUGGACCUCCUCUCCACAGCCUCCAACACCACCACUCCCUGA
This is a messenger RNA of Acanthamoeba castellanii str. Neff, 591 nucleotides long. RefSeq lists its product as uncharacterized. The transcript has 3 exons. Lineage: Eukaryota; Discosea; Longamoebia; Acanthamoebidae. The record is from RefSeq and is a predicted model, not a curated record. The coding region runs from base 1 to 591 and encodes 196 amino acids.